Messenger RNA from Rodentolepis nana, 1110 nucleotides. The record is from the annotation of a GenBank genome assembly. NCBI's taxonomy places the organism in Eukaryota, Metazoa, Platyhelminthes, Cestoda, Cyclophyllidea, Hymenolepididae.
AUGGAUUUAGAUUAUGAAAACAAGGAAGAAUCGUGUUUAUCGGUUACAGAAAGGCUCAAAGGAUUUGAACUGGUCGAUGUUAGGGCUAAAGAUGAAGUUGAAAUCGUGAAGAUGCCUUCAAAUCAAGUUGUACGUCGAAAAAUUAAGGCUAAGCUUGCUGAUCGGACAUGGCGGUAUAGUCAGCCUAAAUACCAGGAUUUCUCUGAAACUUCAAAUUCAACAAGACCUCAAUUAGUACGAGUCCACUCGCUUGACUACGAAAGCAACAGUGAAGAAGACGGAGAAACUGAAGUCAUGUCGAUUUCUCAAAGAAUUGCUCAAAUGCAGGAGAACAGUGAACAGUGGAAGAGACGGGGCCAAACUAUUUGCGGGGAGAUUGAGACAAGCCCGCAGAAGAGUGUUAACCAGAUACGGAAUGAACUUGCCGCGAGUCAGGAACAGUGGCGAAAACGCAUUCAAACUCCGAAUAAGGAACCCACCAAUAAUAGCCCAUACGGCACUGAGGAAGUGGUCCUUCGCAAGAAUUUGCUUUCAAAGACUCCCCGGUGUUAUACAUUUCAUGAAUUCUCCGACAAUGUUCCAACAGAGAAAGUGUCUCAAAUUGAACCAGCUCGAACUCCACAGAAACCAAUUAUGCGUCGAACAUUUGAAGUUGAGUCCAAGUUGUUCAAUCCAACUGCUCACCAAAGUCAAAAUGAUUUGACAACGAGUGUCGUAAAGACUACAGUUAAAGUGUCAAAGAUGAACGAAUCCUUUGUGGAUAACUUCUUUGGUGUGAAAUCCCUUGAUGAUUCAAACUUCCAAACUCUUCAAAAUCCAAGUUCUCUUGCCGACGUUGAAUUUCCUGAAACAAAUUUAGGAGAGACAGCAUUCAGGCGAGUGACUCGUCCUUCCACGAGACCAUCCUCAAAAUCAGUGAAUCCAGUUAGGCGAAUGAAUGAGACUCCAGGAUUGAAGGAUGCCUAUGAGGAGAUUAUGGUUCAUAUUCCCGGCGAAAUUGACCUCGAUCGAUAUCAAGUCACUCCUUGUAAACGAUUGGCUGGAGCUUCGGCAGUUAUGGGAUUUUCAUCACCUGCUACAAGUAAAUAUCAGAUUUCUGAACAAUUGUGA